Molecule: messenger RNA, 2786 nt
Organism: Lonchura striata (white-rumped munia)
Lineage: Eukaryota; Metazoa; Chordata; Aves; Passeriformes; Estrildidae
Source: RefSeq, a predicted model, not a curated record
GAACAAGUGAAGAGUGAAUUCACACUUUAAAGAGCAGCGAAGACCAUCUUGCCAUGAAGCCGUUCACAGAUGAAGAUGUAGAAAUCUACAUCCAGAGCAAGGUGGAACGGCGGCAUUACCUGGUUUCCAAAGCAGUGGAGGAGGUGCAGAAAAUCAUCCAGCAGCUGACUGCAGAAAUCAGCUACAAGGCCGUGCGAUUCCAGGCUAUCUCCAACUCUGGCAUUCACAAUGAGAACAUCAAGGAUCAGCCAGCUUUACUGGCCAAGUGGUCAGCUAUGCUUCGGAGGAAGCGCCCAUUCCACCCAUCCAUCCAGGUCUUAGCACCCAGCCAGUUCCUCAUCACAGUUCCUCUGCGUGGCCUGACCGGCUACAGGGAAUGCCAGGUACGGCACUGGCGCUAUUACACCGUGAAUGGAGCCAAGCUCCUCUCCUCCGUGCGGGACCCUGAGGAAUUGCAUCAGUGGCUGGAGGUGGAGCAGUUCUCAAAAAGCCUUCAGCAGUGGCAUGAAGAGGAUGUGAACAUCGAAGGUGAUCUUGUUCCAGCCAAAGUCCUCAUCGUCUUCCGGGAGCUGGUGGAGAAGUCGAUCGUCUCCUGUAACCUCUCCAGUAAAGUGACAGUGCUGGAGAGCUUCAGCUCAGUGGUCCGGGUGGCUGUGGAGACGUCAGAAUCCCAGGUUGAGGUGGAGCUGGUCCCUGCUGUGGAGAUUCCAACAUGCUGGCCCGAGAAAGCCCGGUGGCCUCGUUGCCUUAGGCGUUGGCCUUCUCAGGAAAAAGUGCAGUGCAUCAAGUCGCUGGGUUUUGACCUCCUGGCCCGCUCUAAUUACCACUGGCAGCUGUGCUUCUCCCGUGCUGAGCACAUCCUCAUGGAGGGACUGGAUGAAGAUGGUGGUUGUCGCAUGAAGUGCUUCAGGGUCAUGAGGCAGAUGAAGGAAGAUGUCUGGUGUGCUGGGAAUAAGCCUGUCAUCACAGCUUAUCACCUCCAGACAGUGCUAUUCUGGACGUGUGAAAAAUACCCACGCACCAAGGAUUGGCGCUGCUUCCCUGAAGCCUUUCUGAGGCUGGUACAGAAGCUGCACAAGUGUGUAAGCCAGCACUUCCUCAAGCAUUACUUUCUCAAGAACACCAAUCUGCUCAAAUAUGCCAACACCAGUGACCUGGACCUGGUGGCCAGCAAGCUGGCAGUCUUCUUGGAGAACCCUGUUUUCUGCCUGGACUAAGGCAGGCAAAGAUCUUGCCCCAAGCCCGAGUAGAUCCCCCAGCUCCUCUCCCCACCUGUGGUUACCCCCCGUGUCCUUCCAGUAGAUGUUGCAGCUGGCUCUGUGAGAUGGUUGGCACAUGCAGCGCUAAAGAGAAGUGUCGAGCUGGCAGCGGUGGGCGGUGAAAACUGAUGGGAGGUAUCACUUGAUGCCCAGCUGAUCUAAUUUGCUUUCAACAGUGACAGCCUGCCUGGAAGCUACAGCCAGUGAAACCCAACUUUGUGUGUCAGUCAGAGCAGGCAACUGCCUUGUUCUGUGUUUCCAGUCUUGUGGCACCUAAGCUGAAAGGCAGCGCAAAGGAGUCUCGCUCUGCUGCCUCUGUAACCUAGCCCAUGUAUUGUUGCUGCAGUCACCUUUCUCACAAGGACAGCGGGUUUAAUUGCCUGCUUACCUCACAGGCCAGCUCUGCAGAGGGGCAGAGGAACAUUUCUGAGGUAUUCUGAAGCUGGAAGCUUUGUCAGAGGAAAUUCAAUUCAGUGAGAUCUGCUCCAGUAGGAAUCUAGUAGGAAUUUAACCAUGCUGCUAGUGUUGAAAAGCUCAGUGGAAUCAAGAAGAGGAACAACGGGUUUUGCCUCUUCUUUUUUCUUUCUUCCACUUAUAUUUUUCUUCCAAUUGCUUCAAAUAUGUCUUUUUCAUGUUUGCCUUUGCCAGUUGUGUUAGUGCCAUACAAUCAAGGGGCUUUGGCAGAUCAGAUUUCACUCCCAUCCCCAGCUCUAUCCAGCAGGCUGGACAAAGAGCAGGUCUUUCCCUAGUUGUUAACACCCACCUAUUUUUAGGUGCAGUGCAGAAGGAGAGUAUUUUUCAAAGGCUUUUAGCUCCAAGAUCCCCAGUGCUUUUAAUUUUGUGGAUGUUUCAAAAGAAAAUGGAUUUUAGUAUUUCAAAAGAACAAAGCUUUAGAAUUAAUAUAAAGAAUGCUGGGUUUAAUGUUAUUAAAUCACUAAGACUAAACCAAGACAGGGGGGGAUUUUGGGUUUGGAUUGGUGGGGUUUUUUUGUCACAUCUGUGCAGGAAAGUAAACAAGUCCUUUGCCAGGGUGGGAUUUGCAUCCCAUGCUCCAGGAACAAGGCACAUCUGCGGCGUGGCGUCUCCCCGUCGUGGCAGACUGCGGUACAGCCACGCGUCUCCAGCGCAGCCUCUGCCUCUGGAGCAGGCUGUCUUCUACAGUGUCUUCAGCAGAGUGGAUAUGGGUCAGGAAGGAUCUCAGCUGUGUGGUCCUGGUCUGGUCGUGUCUCCUGCAUCACACUCACCAUGUAUAGACCCGAUCCCAUCAUGUAAACUGGUACCCGCGUUGCUUCGAUCCUUGGAAUAACCUCCAAAUUGCCUUUCCACAUGGGUAACUGCGUUGUGUGAAACUGUUUCAAACAGUUAACUUCUCUUGCUAAACCUUUGUUCUCCAGGCUCCCUAAAUGGGACACAAGUGUCAGUUUCAUGAUGACACCUCCUGUUCAAGUGUGACUUUCCUGUUUCCUGUAAGUUGAGCUGUUUCAUUAAAGCACAAGGAAAUGCCAAUCUGCCAGGCAGAGUCAAACA